UUCUACGACGACAUCCGCGUUUGCCAUUUUCUCUUGCGCUCGGGUCGUUGACGUGUAAACAUGUUUUGUCCUUUUCUUACGGGAUUAAUGAUUUUCUGAAAAUCGUGUUGUACGUUUAUAGUUUGAAACUUGAUCAUUUAAUUAUUUAAUUGGUCGUCUUUUCCAGAACAUAUUUUACCGGAUUAUAAUAUCUUGAAUGUGAAAUUAUAUGAUUAUUGUAGUCGCAUUAAAUUGAAGACGGCUUUUGCUCUCAGCUUAGGUUUGACGUUUAUUAUCGAAUAUAUUAGUUUUCCUGCUUUAUAUUGAUAAUUUUUGCGAUGUACAUACUUUCACAUUUAAUAUUUUACCUAUUGACCCAGUCCUAGUUGUGUUGACGUGUCUCGCCCUUUACCAGUCGGGAUUUGAUCGCCAUAUUGGAGACCAAAUUACAAUUUCGUAAUUGGUCGAAUAAAACAAAAUUAUAUACUUCAAAUACAAUGCCUCGCAUAGAUCCGCAACAACUGCUCAAAUGUUUGAGUGUCCUCCUCUCACCAAAAGGAGGAAUUAAAAGCAAAGAUGAGGUUCAAAGGCUUGCCAGUUUGAUGACAAAGUUCUCAAAGAAACUGGUGAGCAAAUGUAUUUAUGUCUCCAUACUGAAAGCCACUGAGACAGAUCUUCUUUCAAUGUUUAUGUCAGCUGGAGGGUGGGAUCUUACCUUUUCUUGGUUAUCUGAUGGUGUAGGAGCCAAAAAUUGGCCACUUGUAACAGAGCUUGUGGACUUGUUACUUAUAUGCCCUGUUGAUAUUGACAGACUGAAGACAAAUGCAUGUCCUAAGUUAAUAAAAACACUAUCAAAGGACAUAACUGCUGAUGAAAAGGUGCGGCUGCUGGCUUGUAAAUUGGUGGAACAAUGGUUAAGAAUUGUGAGGGGUGAUAAUGAUGCCUCCACACCAAAAGUGGGAGAACAGACGGCAGGAGUCCCACAGCAAGUUUCAGUGUCGUCAUCCCCUGUGUCUAGUGCCGGAGAAGCUGAACACUCAGAACAUCCAGUGCCCAGUGGCGGUGUAGACGGUGCAAGUGAUGGCCACCUCCCUGUUUAUAAAAUAACAAUUAGAGACGGUAAACAAGUGCUGGCAGAAAUAAGUGGUGAUCGUAGAUCCAGUUCUGAAGUAACCGAAGAAGAUUGCAGUACUGGUGCUGAAGAUGUAAAUCAGGAUGAAGAAGAAGAUCGUGAAGAAGAACAAACAUUAGGAGAAAGUGAAAGUGUUGUGAAUGACAUAGCUGAUGAUGAGGAUGACGAAGAUCUUAUAAAGCCAGUGAAACUCAAGAAGAAACCUCAAACAAAGGCUGCAAAACAGAAUACAAAGAAGCCAGCAAAAGUACACGCCAAAAAAGAUCGUGAAAGUUCUGACAGUAAUAGUAGUGCUAAAGCUGCAAAAUUACAAAACAAGCUCAAAGAUAAUGUAAAAUCUGAUGGGAAGAAGGCAAAAGUAGAUGUGGCUAAAUCAAAGACUUCACCAAAAAGUAAAAUAGCGUCCAAGAUCAAAGAAAAUGACACUACUAAAAAUAGUGUUGUGAGUAAAGAUGCUGAAGAGUCUUCUAGCAUUAAACCAAAAGAAAAGCUGAGUUUGAGUUUGAAAAAUAAGAAAACUUCUUUACAAGGAAAAGAAAAAGAGAAAGCAGAAUCUAAGUUUGACAAAAAAGAUAUUAAAGAUAAAAUGAAAUUUGAUGAUGAUUUGUUAACGGAAAAAGAAAAAGAAACAUUAUCAAAGUUUAUAACACCUCCCAUCAGUAAAUUGGGUAAAAUCCCUAAAAAAUCCUCGUCUAAUAAAGAAGAAAAGCUCAGUGAAGAAAAAAAUAGAACUCUUAAAGAUGAAAAUAUUGAUGUUAAACCUGAAAUUAGAAAAGUUGUUGAUUUAAAGAAACCUGAUAUUAAACGUCCAGAAAAGAAUUACUCGAUAUCUGUGGAACCAAAAAGAUCUGUCCAAAAUGAUGCUCGCCCUAAAACUGUCAAAACAUACAAUUCAAAGUUUAGAUCAACAGGAUUAGAGGAAGAAGUGAAACCUCCACCUCCCAGAUUAACACCUAAGAAGCCUCUGCCCUCAUUUACUCCACUUGGAUUACUUGAGAAGAGUGACAAGAAAUUGGGGAAAAGAACAUCUCCUCCACCAGAAGUUCAUAUACCAGAGAAGAAACCCAAACCUGAAUCUCCAGUAGAAGAAAAGAAGCCUGUUGAAAAAGUUGGUGGAAUCAAACUUAUACCUCCAAAACCAAAACCAAUGUUCCUGCAGGAGAGUGAUGUGUUCAUGGACGCCAUGUUGGCCGCCAACACAAUGAAGGAACCCCGCAAACGUAAACGUCGGGCAAGCACAAGUAAGGAUUCUGGCCCUUCAGAUCCAAAGAAGGAGGCAGGAGGAAACAACAGCCCCAGCCAUUCCCCAAAAGCCGAAGACACUUCUCCCUCCUCCGUUAAACCAACUUUCAAGUUCUAUCAGGAUACUCUGGACACGUCGACAGAAGAGGAUAAGGCUGACAUUAAGAUGGAGGACUCUGAAUCUGGAGAUCCUAGUGCAGAUGACCUUGGUGAUGAUCAGAAAUCAAUGUCUUCAGAGGAUGACAAGGCAUCAAUCAAAACAGAAGGUGGAAAUGGUCCUGUGAAGGGAGUGCUGGUGCAUCUUAAGUCUAGGCGGCAGAAAAAAUCAGUUUCUUGGAAGGAAGACGCACUGGAGUGCAUAAAAUACUUUGAACUGGAUGAGACUGAAAGAGUGAACGUUACAAAGAAUUUUGCUGACAUGAAAAAUAUGGAAAGGGAGCACGAAAGAGAAAAUCUUCAAAUUGCAAGAAAACUAGCUGUGGACGACAUCAUGGAGGAGCGGACACGGUGGAAGGCCCUAAUACCUAUCGACAUCGCCGCACCAGUUGUCGCACCUGGCAAGAAUAGUCAGGAGAAGGACAUCCAGUACGCAAGGGAAAAGACAGUACCUGCAGCAAUAUACUUCAAUAAAAGGACCAUUCCAGACUCAGCAGCUGAACCGGACUUGGAGAUCCAUGCCACAACUGACCCUGCCAUAAUUCCACUGGAUGACAUCACAGGCACCACUGAUUCCAUCAACGAUUUCACCAGCACGCCAUGGCCAGAGCCAAAGGGUCAACCCCCCACCCCAACCCCUCCACCUCCCCCCGUACAGGCUCAGGCUCCUCCAGCCUUCCCUACCGGGCCAGCUCCUGGUCCUCCUGGUCCUGGACCAGCACCCUUCCCCCCAGGUCCCUUCCCACCCAUGGGUCCCUUCAUGCCAGGCCCUGCACCACCAGGCAUGCCUAUGGCUGCAGCUGGAGAUUGUUGGAGGGGUGCAGAUGGAAAGGUGGUACCGAUGCCUCCAGAAAUGUUCCCCCCACAAGGCAUGAUGCCGCCACCUGGUAUGCAGCCAAUGGGGCCAGGACCCAUGAUGCUCCCACCAGGGGUCACACCAGAUAUGCCCUUCCCCAUGGGCAUGCCAGGACCUAAUCCUUCUCCGGAGGAAAUGGCUCACUUUGGAGGAGGAGGCUUUCCACCAAUGGGACCAUCGCCACCCCAUCAGAUGUUCAACCCUCCACCUCCUCCCCCUAUACCCCAAGGUCCUCAGGGUGGCAACUUCCAGGGCUCAGGUGGCAACUGGCAAAACUCUGCAGGUGGCAGCUGGUACGAUAACGAGCAACUUCCUCACAACCCGGGUUCUGGCCGGUACCAGGGCAACAACAACAGUUGGCGCGGAGGUCGUAACAACCGGAAUCGUAAGUACUCUGACAACUGGGGAGGUGGAGGAGGCGGCAACAAUCGCACAGCAAUAUGUAACAACUUCCUGAAACGUGGGUUCUGUCGAAACAACAAUUGUAGGUUCCGGCAUCCCAGAUAGGCAUUUUGUUACUUAUUAAGAAGAUUAUUUAUUGAAGAUUUUGCAAUUAUUUCUUUGUAAAUAAGAAUUUAACAGAAUAUUUUUGUUGUACAUAAUUAAAGAACAGUUUUAUUGUAUAUUUUUACUUCAUAUCCAUUACCACUCAGUCCGUAGAGUGCUGUAUGUGGUAUGCUGGUGGUACUGUUAGAUUUGAGAGGUUACUCAGAGAGAACUAAGUUCAGUUCAAUUAUUGUAAAGUGACAAGUUUUGUAAAGAACUUUACCAAAUUAACAUAAUGUUUUAUAUUAUUUUUAGUUUUCCUUAACAAUAAAAUAGUUUUAUAUCCUUUUAAGAUAUAUUUGUAAAUAAAAGCCCUUAAAAUGUUAAAUAAUAAAAGGCUGUGAAAUUUAUAUUAAAAUAUUACGUUGCAUUGUUUUAAAUGCGUUGUGUAAAUAUGAGCAUGUGUACCAUGUACAUUGUACAGCUUUUAUACAUAAUUAAAGUACUUGCUUGUUAGAGAUAUGGAUUUGUGAUUUUGUUGUGUCAAAUAUUCGUGUUGUACACAAUUUUUUAUGUUAAUAAAAUAAUAUUUUAUUA
Molecule: messenger RNA, 4448 nt
Organism: Homalodisca vitripennis (glassy-winged sharpshooter)
Lineage: Eukaryota; Metazoa; Arthropoda; Insecta; Hemiptera; Cicadellidae
Product: serine/threonine-protein phosphatase 1 regulatory subunit 10-like
Exons: 13
Coding region: 477-3872 (1131 amino acids)
Molecular function (GO): metal ion binding
Source: RefSeq, a predicted model, not a curated record